AUGGCUCAAAGUGUUGCAGCAAUCUUGUCCCUGCAUCGCUUCAUGGCAUCUGGUGAGGAAAACGAUGACACCCAGGACGCUGAUGCCCUGGAAGAUUAUCCAGAGAUCUCCAUAGCCACUGUCCAUGCCAUCAGGGUUGGAAAGGUUGCAUGGUACCCAACCACCCAGGUUGUACAGGGCCAGACCUUCUUCAAGGUCAGCAAGCAUGACAGUGUCUUGACCAAAUUGACAACUGGACGUAGAGCGAACAGGCACAAAGGAAAGUCCAACAAUGUCAUUUCUCAGAAGCGCAUCUGGCACGAUCUGUACGUUGCUAGGCGUGAGGCCUGCAAUGAAGCUUUCGCACAAGUGCAGAGGCAGGCUAUGGAAUCAGCUGGAGAGGUCGUGGCAGCAGACCACAAAUUCCGAGCUGCACAUGAUGGUGAUCAGUUCUUUGUGAAGGGCGGCGCCGUGGAGCUUCAGCUCGGAAACAGCAGGGUGUUGACCACUUUCGCAGUGAAAGGCCCCCUUUUUUUUCGCUUGGAUCUGGAAACGGUCAAGCAGGUGCUCGAAGCGAUCCGGAACAGCCCAGAUGCAGAGAUUGCAUCGCCCAAGCGGAAGCGACGCCGAAGGAAGAAGGGAUCUUCAAUGACACCACAGCGGAAGAGGCGCAGUUCAGAAGGCCUUGAAGAACCGAAUGCUGUGAUGGAUGAUCACGUGAAACGUCUUGCGGGUAGAGAGGACCUGACUUGUACUCCAGAAAACGCCAGUGAGUUUGUCACAUUGAUCUCGAAGGGUCCUUGGAGCGAUGACCACAAGAACAAGUUGGGAAAGUGGAUCCAUGAGGUUUUGAUGAAUUCCAGCCCAGGCAGCAGGAAGGGUGCGAAACGAGAAAACCAAAGCAUUGAAAGCUUUGCGAACUACUUUAGCGAAAAGGAUGUGAAGUGCUUGAGCGACAAAGAUGCACCCCUUGCUGUCAAGCUGGAUUGUAUUGCAAGGCGAAUGAAGUCAGUGGGCCUCAUCUUGCCGAAAGAGCAUGUAUGGGGACGCAUUCUCCAAGCGGCCCAAGUUGCAGGGCUAGACGUGGCAGAUUCCACGGCCAGUGUAGAGUACAAACGACAAUUGAAAAGCAUGCUGGCAAAGAUGUCAAAAGGCAUCACUAUUACCAAGGCGGUUUUUCCAGUCGACCCUUGUGAGUUGGAGUGCUUCGCUGAGUCCUACGGAGAUGAAGACCAGCCAGUGAGGCUGGAUGAAGACAGUGUGAUCCAGCAGGAUGUGAGUUUGCGUGGUAGCAAGCGUGAGGUGAAGCAACGCAAGCUCAGUGGUCCCAUGAACCCGAAGGCGUUACCUAUGGUGGAGUUUCAGCAAGAUGCCCAGCCAGCAAUGCAAAAUAUGAUGAUGAUGCUGAUGCAGCAAAUGAACCAAAUGAUGUGGCACUCAGGCAGUAACCCAGAUGCUCGUGGCUCUGGUGUGGGUUUGGGCAAUUUUCGUCCUGCGGCGGCACCAAAGGUCAAGAUGUUGAUGCCUGAUCCUGCCACUCAUGCAUCAAGUGCUCACGCUGCAGCUCCUGCAGCAGCACCGUUGCAGGCCAUUGAGGACAAGCAACCUGGCCCUCAGAGCUCUACAAAGGAAAAUGGGCAUGAAGGGGAAAUGUCUCCCAACAAGGCCAUGCUCGAGGUGAACCAGCCAGAGGCAGCGGUGUUGCUGGAAACCACUCCUAAGAUUCCUGGGCCAAUGAAGAGGCCUGCAGGCAAAGCCGUGCCUACCCCGAAGCCAAAGGCUCAGGGUGCCAAAGGCAAAGGCGGAUCGAAGCCUUCUGGCAAGGGCAGGUCGAAGGCGGUUAAGCAGCACCAGAUUAUCAAGUGCAAGGGAGGGUGGUCCAUGGAGAUCAGGGUUAGGGAGUCCGGACAGAAGGACAAGCACUUCCGUUCUCCUUCAGGGCAAAUGUUCAGGAUUCAGGCUGAAGCUGUCGCUGCUGGUUUUCCCGGCCGGUGA
Messenger RNA from Durusdinium trenchii, 1974 nucleotides. The record is from the annotation of a GenBank genome assembly. Lineage: Eukaryota; Dinophyceae; Suessiales; Symbiodiniaceae.